Messenger RNA from Andrographis paniculata, 2630 nucleotides. RefSeq names its product probable cytosolic oligopeptidase A. The transcript has 16 exons. Gene Ontology annotation, biological process: peptide metabolic process; proteolysis. Bases 62 to 2410 code for a protein of 782 amino acids. NCBI's taxonomy places the organism in Eukaryota, Viridiplantae, Streptophyta, Magnoliopsida, Lamiales, Acanthaceae. The record is from RefSeq and is a predicted model, not a curated record. Gene Ontology annotation, molecular function: metalloendopeptidase activity.
UUUCUGUACCCAAAUUCUAGUUAUUCGGAUUCUUAUCCCUUUGCUGUUCUUAUUUGUAGCCAUGGCGGCCCGGGUUCCUCUCGCUCGCGCUGUUCAAUACCAGCCCGUCUGUUUGAUCAAACCCUCGAUUCGCAAGCCCCAUUUUCUGACCUACUCCUCGUCUCUCAAAUCCCGCCCUUGUCCUCUCUGGUCUUCGUCCUUCUCGCUCUGCCUCCUCCACGCUCGCGUCUACUCACGCCACCGCGCUCCUCUCAAGUCAGUCGUCCGUAGACGACCGAUCUCGGCCGUCCGAUCGUUGUCUUUCAAGGCUGCGGAGAUGGCGGACGUUGGGACCAAUCCUCUACUGAAGGACUUCUACUUCCCGCCUUUUGAUGCGAUCGAGGCUGAGCAUGUUCGCCCCGGCAUCAGGGCGCUGCUCAAGCAAUUAGAGAGUGAUCUGGAGCAAUUGGAGAGAACUGUCGAGCCAACGUGGCCCAAACUUGUGGAGCCGCUGGAGAAGAUAUUGGACAGGCUGGGGAUUGUUUGGGGUGCUGUUUCUCAUCUCAAAUCCGUCAAAGAUACUGCUGAUCUCCGUUCUGCCAUUGAAGAAGUUCAGCCAGAAAAAGUGGCAUUUGAGCUUAAAUUAGGUCAGUGCAAGGCAAUGUAUAAUGCAUUCAAAGCUAUAAGAGAGUCGCCAGAUUGGAAUGCCCUGAGUGAUGCUCGUAAACGGAUCGUUGAAGCUCAAAUAAAGGAGGCUGUUUUGAAUGGUAUUGCUCUUGAGGAUGACAAAAGAGAGGAAUUUAACAAGAUUGAGCAGGAAUUGGCAAAACUAUCUCAAAAGUUUGAGGAGAAUGUUUUGGACGCGACAAAGAAAUUUGAAAAACUAAUAACAGACAAGAAAGAAAUCGAAGGUUUACCGUCUUCAGCUCUUGGGUUGGCUGCUCAAACAGCAGUGUCCAAGGGACAUGAAAAUGCAACUGCAGAGAAUGGACCUUGGGUAAUCACAUUGGAUGCCCCAAGUUUUAUGGCGGUAAUGCAGCAUGCUAAAAACAGGACACUGCGGGAGGAAGUCUAUCGUGCCUAUGUAACCCGUGCUUCUAGUGGGGAUCUUGACAAUACACCCAUUAUUGACCAAAUUUUGAAGCUUAGGAUGGAGAAGGCUAAGCUUCUUGGAUAUCAGAAUUAUGCGGAGGUAAGCAUGGCUACUAAGAUGGCAACUGUGGAGAAGGCAGAAGAGCUCCUUGAAAAACUUCGCAGUGCUUCCUGGGAUCCUGCAGUUCAAGAUAUGCAAGAUCUCAAACUUUUUGCAAAGAAUCAAGGUGCUCCAGAAGCUGAUUCCUUGAUGCAUUGGGACAUCAGCUUUUGGAGUGAAAGAUUACGCGAAUCAAAGUAUGAAAUAAAUGAGGAAGAGUUGAGACCUUAUUUUUCAUUGCCAAAAGUUAUGAACGGACUUUUCAGCCUUGCACAUAAAUUAUUUGGGGUCACUGUUGAACAAGCUGAUGGCUUAGCUCCAGUCUGGAACAGUGAUGUCCGGUUUUACCGUGUCAACGAUUCUUCUGGUAACCCAAUUGCAUAUUUCUAUUUUGAUCCAUACUCUCGUCCAUCUGAAAAACGAGGAGGAGCAUGGAUGGAUGAAGUAGUUGGUCGAAGUCGUGUCAUGUCACAAGAUGGUUCCUCUCCCCGGUUGCCUGUGGCCCACAUGGUGUGCAACCAAAUGCCACCAGUUGGCGAAAAGCCAAGCCUUAUGACAUUUCGUGAGGUUGAGACUGUCUUCCAUGAAUUUGGCCAUGCUCUUCAGCACAUGCUAACAAAGCAGGAUGAGGGUUUGGUUGCCGGGAUAAGGAACGUAGAAUGGGAUGCUGUGGAGUUGCCUUCCCAGUUCAUGGAAAAUUGGUGCUACCAUAGAGAUACCUUGAUGAGUAUUGGUAAGCAUUACGAAACUGGAGAGCCUAUUCCUGAUGAUAUAUACAAAAAGCUUCUUGCUGCUAGGACUUUCCGCGCUGGCACUCUAAGUCUCCGACAGCUUAAAUUUGCAACUCUUGAUCUGGAGCUACACACAAAGUACAUCCCUGGUGGUUCCGAAUCAAUCUAUGAUGUUGACAGAAGGGUUUCUGAAAGGACACAGAUUAUUGCUCCCCUUCCCGAGGAUAGAUUCCUCUGUGGUUUCAGUCAUAUUUUUGCUGGUGGAUAUGCAGCUGGAUACUACAGCUACAAGUGGGCUGAGGUUUUAUCAGCCGAUGCCUUUUCGGCAUUUGAGGAUGCUGGAUUGACAGAUGACAAGGCCGUAAAGGAAACUGGUAAUAGAUUCCGAGAAACAGUUCUUGCACUUGGAGGUGGAAAGACUCCCCUCGAGGUGUUUGUUGAAUUCCGCGGGCGUGAACCCUCGCCCGAGGCCUUGCUGAGGCACAAUGGAUUGCUCCAAGCUGCCUGAGAUCAUCGAGCCAAUCGAUAACUUGUUGAAAGAAGUGCAAAAAUUUGCUACUGGAAAUUACCUCACUUGAGUUGAUUGCCUGAUGUUCUUCACAUGGAGAUGAUCGAGGUUUAAUUGUUCAUUUUAACUUAUCUGUUCUAACCCCAGUUUCAAACCACAUCACAUUUUGCUGUUUGCUUUUUACUUAAAAAAAAAUUAUGAAAUGAACUAUUUAUAGCUA